GGGCUUCAGCUGCGCCAGCGGUACACAGCUCAGGGCUGCGAUUUCGCGCCAAACUUGAGGGCAAUCCUGGUAGGAUUUUUGUCCCCGCUGCCAACAUGGUUCGACCGCUGAACUGCAUCGUCGCCGUGUCCCAAAAUAUGGGAAUUGGCAAGAACGGAGACCUACCCUGGCCUCCGCUCAGGAACGAGUUCAAGUACUUCCAAAGAAUGACCACAACCUCUUCGGUGGAAGGUAAACAGAAUCUGGUGAUUAUGGGUAGGAAAACCUGGUUCUCCAUUCCUGAGAAGAAUCGCCCUUUAAAGGACAGAAUUAAUAUAGUUCUCAGUAGAGAACUCAAGGAACCACCACAAGGAGCUCAUUUUCUUGCCCAAAGUCUGGAUGAUGCCUUAAGACUUAUUGAACAACCGGAAUUAGCAAGUAAAGUAGACAUGGUUUGGAUAGUCGGAGGCAGUUCUGUGUACCAGGAAGCCAUGAAUCAACCAGGCCACCUCAGACUCUUUGUGACAAGGAUCAUGCAGGAAUUUGAAAGUGACACAUUUUUCCCAGAAAUUGAUUUGGGGAAAUAUAAACUUCUCCCAGAAUACCCAGGCGUCCUCUCUGAGGUCCAGGAGGAAAAAGGCAUCAAGUAUAAGUUUGAAGUCUACGAGAAGAAAGACUAACGGGAAGAUGCUUUCAAGUUCUGCUCCCCUCCUAAAAUUAUGCAUUGUUAUAAGACCAUGGGACUUCUGCUGGCUUUAGAUCUAUGAGUAAUUAGUUCUUUAGGGAGGAGUAGUUGGAUGAAUUGUUUGUUUUGUGAUUCUGGGGAUGGAGCAAAUGCUAUACUGCUGAGCUACCCCAACCCUAGCCCCUAUAUAAUUCUAAACAAUAUGUUGUCAUUUCCCACUAAUCUAACUAGGUUAUAGUAAAAGUGCCUUAAGAAAUACCACUUGCUAUAAAGGUCUCAGUGCCCCUCCCCAGCAUAUGCACGGGGUAUUGUGUGUACAAGAGACCCCAAUGAUGUAGAGCCCCUGGAGCAUGAGCAGAUGCGGGGCUUAUAGAAGUAGGAGCUAGGCAGGUAAAUCCAAAGGGCAGAGACAGGUUUUAAACAGCAGAGCUGGAACUCAGACUAUAAAGAAAAUUCCAUCAAAGUAGAGGCUGGAUUAUUGUAUGCACAUCACACUUGCAGCAAAGCUCUGCUCACUCAGACAGAAAAUCAGUAAAUGGAGAACUCCAUUGUGUUCCAUGGAGACGAGAGCAGGUGGAAGAUUAUGUAAGAUCUGAAACACUGAAAUUGUCUGCUUCUCAUCUGCAGUGAGAUUCCAAGGGAUAGUACAGUGACAGAACAAGAAUAGGCACUUUCUACCAGAAAAAACCUAAGUAAUAGCAAGCAUAAUAGCUACUGUUAAGAACUCAGAGAUAAUGAAUUGAGAAUGGAUACUGCUUGAAAUGAAAAUUAAUAAGUUAGAAACUAAACUUUAUAAAAAUAAAAAAUGAGCAUUAAAA
Mus pahari (shrew mouse) is the source of this 1482-nucleotide messenger RNA. It is a transcript of the gene Dhfr, whose product is annotated as dihydrofolate reductase. The coding region runs from base 96 to 659 and encodes 187 amino acids. Gene Ontology annotation, cellular component: mitochondrion. NCBI's taxonomy places the organism in Eukaryota, Metazoa, Chordata, Mammalia, Rodentia, Muridae. The record is from RefSeq and is a predicted model, not a curated record. Gene Ontology annotation, biological process: tetrahydrofolate biosynthetic process; glycine biosynthetic process; dihydrofolate metabolic process. Gene Ontology annotation, molecular function: dihydrofolate reductase activity; NADP binding. The transcript has 6 exons.